Molecule: messenger RNA, 366 nt
Organism: Acinonyx jubatus (cheetah)
Lineage: Eukaryota; Metazoa; Chordata; Mammalia; Carnivora; Felidae
Gene: OST4
Product: oligosaccharyltransferase complex subunit 4, non-catalytic
Exons: 2
Coding region: 1-114 (37 amino acids)
Cellular component (GO): oligosaccharyltransferase complex
Source: RefSeq, a predicted model, not a curated record
AUGAUCACAGACGUGCAGCUCGCCAUCUUCGCCAACAUGCUGGGCGUGUCGCUCUUUCUGCUUGUGGUUCUCUAUCACUACGUGGCCGUCAACAAUCCCAAGAAGCAGGAAUGAAAGUGGCGCUUUCUCCGCCCCAGGGUUCCAGGACAUAGGCUGAGGCAAGAUGGAGGGUGUGAGGGGCCUUCACACUUCACUUCAUCCCUCUACCCAUCACAACAUACAAAGCAACUACACCUGGAUUUUUCCAAACAACUUUUAUUUCCUCAAAGUCUUCCUUAACCCUAUGGAACAAGAAGCUGCCACUGAGUAGGGCCCAGUAUAGGGGCUUUUUCUACUCCCUCCCCCCAAUAUAAAAAUAUAGAUAUA